Molecule: messenger RNA, 6251 nt
Organism: Sander lucioperca (pikeperch)
Lineage: Eukaryota; Metazoa; Chordata; Actinopteri; Perciformes; Percidae
Gene: caskin1
Product: CASK interacting protein 1
Exons: 24
Coding region: 717-5615 (1632 amino acids)
Molecular function (GO): protein binding
Source: RefSeq, a predicted model, not a curated record
CGCGGAGAAAACCAUUACCAAAUACAGAGCCAGAGUGCACGCGGAGCGAUGGCUGCAGCAGCAGCAGUAGCAGCAGCAGCCCUGGACUGUGUUUACGACGCAGAGCACGAGAGCGGCAACCUCGGGAGAAACGGACACCGCACGCAUCCGAUUUUUAAACGCACAAUCAUUUAGGCUACUCUAGCUUCCUGAGCCUGCGAGGCUACUCGCUUCAUCAGUCCGUUUGACGUCCCCUGCCUUCAGCGAGGCGAGGCUGUCUCCCGUUCGGUUUUAAUCGUUGUUUCGGAGCGCAGCUGCAAGGGGAGACGAAUCAGCCUCCCGACGUUAUCACAGAUGAGGAGCGCGAGCAAACCGUGGAAACGAGAAACCAAUCAUCUCUACCAUCAAAAUAUCACACGCACGCGACGCCAGCGCGCUGAUACUGGAAUCUAGAACGGCCGCCGUUGCCCCCGGUCCCGUCCACAUUAAGCGGCGCUGCCUGCCCUUAGCUGGGGGAACCCGAGAGCAUCCCUCCAUCCCACCCCAGUCUAUCCUUUCCCUCUCUCACCCCAUCAUAUGCCAGAGCUUUAGGUGGUCUCAUCCAGUCAGGGACCAGGGGGGAGGAAGAGGGAGGCUGUUCGUGGCCGCUGUAGACGCACCCUCCGCGUGGUGAGGCUGGGGUUGAAGCGCCGCUGUCUCGGAGGAUGCUGCGGGAGUAGAGCGGCUCAGAGCGGAAGAUGGGGAAGGACCAGGAACUGCUGCAGGCGGUGAAGACCGAGGACCUGCUCACCGUGCAGAAGCUGCUGCAAAGGCCCCGGCCAGGGAAAGCAAAGCUCCUCGGUUCUGCAAAGAAAGUGAAUGUCAACUUCCAGGAUACAGAUGGGUUUUCUCCGCUGCAUCAUGCAGCGCUCAAUGGGAACCUGGAGCUUAUCACUCUGCUGCUGGAGUCACAGGCUGCUGUCGACAUCAGAGACCAGAAAGGUAUGCGGCCGCUGCACUACGCAGCGUGGCAGGGGAAGGCGGAGCCUAUGAAGAUGCUGCUGAAGUCCGGUUCAUCUGUCAACGGCCAAUCAGAUGAAGGACAGAUUCCUCUCCACCUGGCGGCACAGCACGGCCACUACGACGUGUCGGAGAUGCUGCUGCAGCACCAGUCCAACCCGUGUAUUGUGGACAACGCAGGCAAAACCCCUCUGGACCUGGCCUGUGAGUUUGGCAGAGUUGGGGUGGUCCAGUUGUUGCUGUCCAGUAAUAUGUGUGCUGCUUUGCUGGAGCCCAAAAAAGGAGACACCACCGACCCCAACGGGACGUCUCCUCUCCACCUGGCUGCCAAGAACGGACACAUAGACAUCAUCAGACUGUUGAUCCAGGCAGGUAUCGACAUCAACAGACAGACCAAAGCGGGCACUGCCCUGCAUGAAGCUGCCCUGUGUGGAAAGACUGAGGCAGUGAGACUCCUGCUGGAAAGUGGUAUCAACGCCACAGUGAGAAACACCUACAGCCAGACUGCGCUCGACAUCGUCUACCAGUUCACUGCAACACAAGCCAGCCGAGAGAUCAAACAACUGCUGAGGGACGCGUCAGCGGCCCUUCAGGUUCGGGCUCUGAAGGAUUACUGCAACAACUAUGACCUGACCAGCCUAAACAUCAAAGCAGGAGACGUUAUAACGGUUCUGGAGCAGCACCCUGACGGACGCUGGAAAGGCUGUAUCCAUGACAACCGAACAGGAAAUGACCGGGUGGGCUACUUCCCUUCCACCAUGGUGGAAGUCAUCAGCAAGCGCACAGGUUUGGCCAGCACAGUCAUUUGCACUCAACAGUUUCAAAAGAUACCGCUGGUUCCUCCGGCAACGGUUGCCCCUGCCAACGCGGUAGUCAACGGCAACGACACCACGUUCCAUCAGAUCCAUAUCCUGCCUCCACCGCCUCCUCCUCCACCACAUUCCCAUCAGCCACUGCUUCCACUUUUCACUUCCUUUGGCUAUAGCAAGUCGCCCGUGACAACCCCACAGGGAGACACACCCACUGCCCCAGGUUGUCGCGGCUCAGAGGCAAGUCCUCACAACUCUCCCACCACAUCCCGUGGGCCCCAUGGAGGCUCCAACGAAGAGAUCUGGGUACUGCGCAAGCCCGUGGCAGGUGGAGACCGCAGCAGUGUGGGUAGUUCUGGCAGUGUGACCAGUGUGAGGUCGUCUGGCAGCGGUCAGAGUGCCGGCAGUGCACACAUCCUCCAUGCACAGGCUGAAGGGGUUAAGCUUCUCGCCACAGUCUUGUCCCAGUCUGCCAAAGCCAAGGAGCAUCUACUGGAGCAGUCCAAGUCUGUGGACCAGCCUGCAGCAGGCUCCGCCAGCUCCUCUCGGACAUCAAGCCAAUCGGGCUGUCCACUCCACGAAGCGCCGCCUUACGAUGCCACAGCAACCAGGAAGGGGGAGGGGCUAGGCGAGGGGAAGAGCUCAGAGGCCGUUGUCCAAUGGCUGAGCGACUUUCAGCUGCAGGUCUACGCUCCAAACUUCCUGGGCGCUGGGUAUGACUUGCCCACCAUUAGCCGAAUGACCCCGGAGGAUCUGACAGCUAUCGGAAUAAGUAAACCAGGUCACAGAAAGAAGAUGACAUCAGAGAUUAACAAACUUAGUGUCACUGAUUGGCUGCCUGACCACAAACCUGCCAGUCUAGGAGAGUGGCUGUCUGCUAUUGGUCUAAGCCAGUACCACCAGGUGUUGGUGCAGAACGGUUACGAGAAUAUCGAGUUCAUCACUGACAUCACCUGGGAGGACCUGCAGGAAAUAGGCAUCAUCAAACUGGGCCACCAGAAGAAGCUGAUGCUGGCAGUGAAGCGGCUGGCUGAAAUGCAGCGCGGUUCCGACGGCCGGGGCUCGCUCAGAAAGAAGCCCCUGCCAAUCACACAGCAGCAGGACGUCCUGUCCAUGGACAGCCCGCCUCCAGACGAGGUCAUGUCUCCAAAGAUGAGCACUUUCCAGGACAGCGAGUUGAGCACAGAGCUGCAGAGUGCCCUGAUCCAGCCAGGGCAGGAGGUCAAAGCUCAGCGAACACGCAGCAAAGACCAUGAUGAGGUGAUGACAGGAGGGGGAGGAGGUGCUGGGCCACCUAAGAAGGAGGCGCGGACUAUGAGGCAGCAGAGCAGCCAGGGAAGCAGCUCCUCCCACAGAGGCAGCGCCUCCUCCCAAGGCAAACACCGUCACUCCCACUCCCAGCCUGCGCCUCCCUACACGCCCCCUCACACCCCUACCAAGACUAGAACCUCAUCUUCCUCCUCCACGUCCUCCGUCCAGAGCACAGCGUCCCCGCAGGCCAAACACAAGCCGCCCCCGCAGUUCAUCCAGGGGGAGAGGCCUCAGUCGCCGCGCUCCCACCCCCCUCAGUCUCCAACCCAACGCGGACCUCCGUGUGCCCAGCUCCCGCCCCAGCAACCUCAACAACAGCAGCCUCAAGUCCAGCCGCAGCAGCAGGCACACCCUCAGCACCAUCCACAGACGCAGGCGAUGGAGGUUAGGGAGAACCAACAGCCACAGGUGCCGCUGCUCUGCCUCCCGCCAGAGGCUGAGCUGGCUGAGAGAGACGGAGAAGAGCCUUCUGCGCUGCAGAAGAAACGCUCCCACAGCCUCAACCGAUACGCCGUCUCAGAUGGGGAGUGCGACGAGAGAGCAGGAGGAGUUGGAGGGCGAGAGGGAGGUGGAGAGGGGGAAGCAGAGGUGGUGGGGGGUCAGGGCUCUGCUGCCGUCAGAGGGGACGGAGUUAAAUACGCCACGGUGACCCACCGCGUCAGCCGCAGCCACUCGGUCCGCAACCAGGACAAGAACGCCAACCGCACCCUGACGCAGUCCUUUGCUCUGCGUCAGAAGAAAAAAGGCCCGCCCCCGCCGCCGCCCAAACGCUCUAGCUCUAACAUCUCCACCUCCAACUCCAACCUGACGGAAGCCAACACACUGCCGCACACGCUCACCACCACGGGGGGGAUGCUGGACGUGCCUUACCACCAACAGCGACGAGCCAGUGACCUGGGUGUGUCCAUAGAGACGGCCGCCGUGGAGACGAGCAGCGUGGGUAGUGUGAGAAGCAUCGCCGCCAUGUUAGAGAUGUCUUCCAUAGGAGGUGGAGCCAAAGGCAUGGCACUGCAGAGGAAUUUCCUGCAGGUGGGGAAAACACGCGAUGCCAUUGGUCUGGACGGUGAAGUGGUGAACCGGCGGCGGACCAUUAGUGGCCCGGUCACUGAGCUGGUGGCAGCUGCCAGGCGUGAACAACCAACUCCCGCUGCUUUACCCUCUCCCUCCGUCCAGCCUGAAACCUCCCCUCCCCCUGUAAAUUCUUCCUCCCCAAACCCUCCAUCCUCCCCCCACCCCAGCUCGGGAGGCAGUUCGUCAGAGAACCUGCCGUUUGCAGAUGAGGGAAACCUGACCAUCCGCCGCCAAGGACGAGGAGAAGGAGAAGGACAGUGUGUAUUUUGUGUUUGUCUGCAGGGAGACGGCGAGGGUCCCCAGGGAGACGUGGAUUACACGCAGGAGGACAUCACCAGGGUUGAGGCCACGGCGACCUUAAAGCGACGGCCCCGCAGCUCCAAGCCCCACCCCAACGGCUCCGACUUCACCCUCCAGGAGUCAUCUACUGUCAAACGGCGGCCCAAGAGCCGCGACAAGGAGCCUGAGGGCUACGCAGACCUGGCUGCUAACGGAGAGCCUGUGGGGGCCGGGCAGCCCAACACCACGCAGCCAGUACCCUACCAGAACGGCACGGCCACAGUGAAACGCCGCCCAGUGUCUGAUGCUGGAGUGACAGAGCAGCCGCAACCUCAACCUCAACCUCAACCUCAACCGCAAGUGACUGCCACGCCCCGCAGGGACAGUGUGGACCAAGGCGCUUCAGUGGCCAAUGAAGCAGGCCCUGUGAGAAAACCAAAGCCUCCAGUCUCCCCGAAGCCUGUGGUGGCACAGAUAAAGAGACAGGGAGGCCCACAGUCCCCCCCACAGCCGAUCUCCAACAAAAGAGUCCCCCUGCCUGGCCCGGGGACGCCUGGAAGCCCAGUGAAUGGAAAGAAGAUCCCUCCACCUGUGUCGCCUAAACCGGCGCCCCCACCCACGGCACCCAAGCCGGCCAAGCUCAUCCACUCCAUGACCAGCCCCCCCUCCCCUAACCCGGCCUCUGCCCCGGUCAAGCAGCACCAUGCAGUGGCCCGACAGACCAGCUCACCCCCCUGCUUCCCCCCUUCCAACAUCCCCAGCCCGCCAAACGCCAAGCCGCUGAGCCCGUCUCCGCAGAGCCCCCACACCCCGCAGACCCCCACUACACCACAGACGCCCCAGACUCCCGCCACUCCCAGCCCGACCCCGCCACCCGUCAAGCCCCCUCGCUCCUCCAUCGGUGGGGUGUCGGUGGACACUGGGAUGGCGGGAGGCGGGGUCACAGUGCCGGCCGCUACGACACCGGACUUCGGUGUAGAUUCAUUGGUGCAUCAGAAGCUGGAGGAGACAAGUGCGUCGCUGGCCGCCGCUCUGCAGGCCGUGGAGGACAAGAUACUGCGGCAGGAAGACUCUGUGGAUGAGCAGAAGACCACGGUUAGCAUCCUCGACGACAUCGGCAGCAUGUUCGAUGACUUGGCCGACCAGCUGGACGCCAUGUUGGAGUAACCGCAGGAGCCAGUCAGUGUGUCUCCAUGGCAAUGUUGCAUCAGGAGUGACUCAGACGGCACAAUGGGCAAAAUGCCUCUCUAACUCUCUCUCCUUCUUUUAAUCCUUCUCUCUCUGCUCGCGCUCGUCGUCUAUCCCACUCGUCCUGUCGUCCGUCGCUGCUCUGGAAAAUCUCUUUUCUCCUCCUCUUCCUCUUCCUUUCAUCUCCUGUCGCCGAUGAUGAAAAUAAUGACGGAGCAGUGCCACAGGCCCGGACAGACGUGUGGCAGAGAGGGUGCAAGAAUAAAGAACGGAUAAAGAGAGAGACACCAAAAGAGAGAGGGUAAAAAAAAAAAAAAAAAAAAAGGACCAAAAACGACUGAUGAUGUGUAGAGAAAAUAAAGAAUAAAUCUAAAGCUGGACAGAUGAAGAAAUGCAACUAAACGGAAGAAACUGCAAUCAAAACGUGGGUCGUUUUCAGAACUCCACAUGGACUCUUGAACAAAUAAACUAAAGUAAUACCGAUUGAAAAAACCCAACUGUGUAACGAAUCAUAGUAUGGUAUGUGUACAUUCUAAGCAUGGAGAGUUUAUAUCUACUGAAAAAGUCCUGCAUUAGCACAGUAAUAUAUAAUAUACCGAUAAAUAUGAAUCUCUA